Messenger RNA from Megalops cyprinoides (Indo-Pacific tarpon), 2079 nucleotides. It is a transcript of the gene lurap1, whose product is annotated as leucine rich adaptor protein 1. The record is from RefSeq and is a predicted model, not a curated record. NCBI's taxonomy places the organism in Eukaryota, Metazoa, Chordata, Actinopteri, Elopiformes, Megalopidae. The transcript has 2 exons. The coding region runs from base 648 to 1559 and encodes 303 amino acids. Gene Ontology annotation, biological process: positive regulation of cytokine production; positive regulation of canonical NF-kappaB signal transduction.
AUGCAGGUGGAAGCAGCGUCUAGAUACUUUGGAUAAAUAUCGCCUGUCAGGAGCAAUUUGUGCACGGUAUUUUCAGGAAAACUCACAGAAGGACCGUAUAUUCCACUAUGACGAUCGUUGCUGCGCCUGUGUAGAAACAUGUUUUCUUUGGAAAUAGCUGUCAUUGUGCGAUGCAAUACAACAUUAGUAUCCAGCUAGCUUUUCUGAGCACGAUGUAACUUGUAGCUGAGCAUCUCACCGGAAAGCUCUGGACAUUGUCAAACAUUGUAACAUUUCAAUAGAAAUUAAAUAAAUGGAGGACAUGUGGAUAAUUCGCAGAAAAGUGAAAACGCGACGUUCUUUUUUCACUCAGACCGAAAACGAGGGUGUUUGCAGUAUCCAAAUGAAAUUGCCGCAAGUGUGUGGGCUUUUUUACUGCAGACUGUAGGCAAUUAUUAUAGCUAGCAAUUUAGCGAUUGCUUUUUCAUGAUGGAGCAAUGGAGGAUUUUUUUUCCUUCGAGGCUGAAGCAUUUCCUUGUCAUUGAAAAUGUUUUCGUAAAUGGUGAAUAGACCACUGUCACUGUAAACGGAGGUAGCUGUUUUAAUUGUUUAAACUGUCAAUAUCCGACCAAUAAAUAAAUAAAGUUACAGAAAUAAAACAAGACAUCAUGGAGGAAAGUAGUGUCAAUGAAACCAUACCAGAUUUAAAAGACCUGGAGCUCAAAAUUGGCAGGAAAACGCCGGAGGGACUGCUUAAGUGGAUGCGGGAAGAUGCCUCGCAUCGCGGAGACAGCAUGUUCCAGGCACAGGAGGAAGAAGACCUUGGGAGGAAGGGCCUCGCGGAAAAAAUAAGAGACUUAAAACUCGAAAUGGCACACCUGCGCUCUGUGGAUGUGAAGAUCCUGCAGCAGCUGGUGGCGGUGCAUGAGGGCAUCGAGGCGGUCAAGUGGCUGCUGGAGGAGCGGAGCACCCUGACCAGCCGCUGCAGCAGCCUGACCAGCAGCCAGUACAGCCUAGGCGAGGGGCCUGACACAUCCCUGAGGGGCAGCUGGAGCAGCCUGCAGGACCCCAACGACAAGCUGGACAACAUCUCCAUCGGCAGCUACCUGGACACCCUAGCUGAUGACAUGGAUGAGUACUGUCCCUCCAGCUCCGAGUCCGUCCUCUGCUCCACUCCUUUGGGGACAGAAGUGUCUGACCGGACUGGGGGUGCAGCAGGCUCCCCCCUGGUCAGAUCUGAGCGUCCCAAAGAGGAGCCACCGGUUUGGGCCAAGUUCGCUGCAGAUACCUCCAAAGCACCGGAGUCUGGAAGAGUGGCCUCUGCCAGCAAGGAUGCUGGGCAGACACAGCCGGGAAGGAGCAAUGGUUUUCCAGAUAAAGCCGGCAGGCAAGGGGGUGCCCCGGAGUCAGCCCGAGCUUGCUUAGCCGAGAAGCUGGGCAAAAGCCAGAGCCCCAAGCUCAAGCCGUACAAGAAUGGCAAGAUUGACCUGGAGGGGUGCAAACUUAACAGCAAAAUGCACCUGGAGUACGAUGCCCACUGGCGCUGGGUGCAGUCCCAGGACGACGUGACUUUUUUGUGAGAAAUACCAACAGUUAACAAACCCUUAAGUUGCUAAUCCUCCUUUCCUUCCAUUCAACUCAGUGGUGUUUGUUUUUGGGGGAGUUGUGUAAAAGCACCAGGGAGGUACAGGGGGUUGGCAGGGAUUGAAGUUUGUGAUGUACACAGAGUUAAUCAGGCAUGGCAUUGUACAGUGCUUCUCAGGUGUGUUUUAUGUUCAGUCUAAUAGCACGGGAAGCAAUGUCAGUUCAUUAGUCUGAUAAGCUGUAUUAUUGUAAACUUGAUUUUAGUUCCACCCCUACCUUUAGCUGGUGCAUAUGGUGCAUAGCCAGUCUCAUAGCAGGCUGGCACCGUUUGUGUUAAUAAAACAGUUUCAUUUGGUUGCAGGAAUAUGACUGUGGUCCUGAUUAAAUUAAAUUGUUUACUCACCUGCUAAGCAUUAGCCUAAUCACAUACCUGACAGAGUCAGCAGCUUUUUCAGGAACAGUGCUAAUGCAGUACCAUAAUCUAUUUUUAAUUGAUUUGUGCAUUUUUUUGCAGUU